Molecule: messenger RNA, 675 nt
Organism: Acanthoscelides obtectus
Lineage: Eukaryota; Metazoa; Arthropoda; Insecta; Coleoptera; Chrysomelidae
Source: the annotation of a GenBank genome assembly
CAGGAAAAUCUCAUUUGCGGCAAUUCGGCAUCGCUAAACCCUAUUCAAUGUUAUUUACGCCGCGUUAAAUCCAAAGUGGGCACCAGAUCGUUAAUUUCUUAUGACACUAUAGGACGAACUCCUACCUUCAAGAAGUCUGCUGUGACGUCAGGGGCCGGUUUUGCACAUUAAUUGACAAUAUUGGGCCCUGAAGCGUUACCUCACUUGCGUACCGCCCUGCAUGACAUUCAAAUAAAGUUAACAAUUCAUGACCUGUGGAUGCAUUCAUUCGUCAGAUGAUGUAAGCGGAACAGAUCUUCAAGCUUCUCUUGAUCCAUGGACAAUGCAUAUGCAGCCGAAGAUUGUAUGACCGGCAAAUGGUAUGUUACCACAACAGUUCUGGGUGGGAUUUUGCGUUCCUGGAAGAUGUUUGGUGUUUUCAGGAUUAAGAAAAGAGAGAUAAUCCGAUGCUUGCUUGUCGCUUUGGGAGCUGGAUGUGUUUUUGUCUUUUGAGGUGGUUCUGCGCAUUGCAGAUUUCAAGCGGUGCCAUCUUAAAAUUGUAAUGAUAGCGAUAUGGUACAGGACCAUUCAAGGAAAGAAGAAAUAAGUAAACUACCACCUGGAAGACAUAUAAAUAAAAUAUCUGUUGUUGUCAUUGAACUUAAAAAAGGUCACAGUGGUGGCCAAAACGUCGUC